AUGGACUGGCUCGGCGUCUUCACCAUUGUUCCGGGACUCGUGCUCUUCGUUUACGCCCUAACGGAUAGCUCCUCGGCACCCAAGGGCUGGGCGUCGCCGCACAUCAUUGCUACUUUUAUCAUUGGUGUAUUGCUUCUCGCUGCUGCCGUCUACACCCAGGGCUGGGUCUCCAAGUACCCUUUGUUGCCCGCGGCGCUCUUCUCGCCCAAGCACAUGAAACUUCUUAUCUUUGCUCUAUGGCUUUCCUAUGGUUCAUUCGGUGUCUUCCUGCUGUACUCGAGCUUUUACAUCGAACUGGUCAUGCACCAAACACCAAUGACCACCGCCGUCUGGUACAUCCCCAUGGUUCUCGGCGGCCUCAUCAUCGGCAUGUCCGCCGGAUUCACCCUCCACCUCCUCCCAGGCCGCAUCCUCCUCAUCAUCGCCGGCACCGGCUUGACCAUGUGUUCCCUCCUGUUCGCCAUCAUGCCCGCCGGAGGCCUCGGCGGCGCCGUCAUCAACAGCGUCGUCUUCCUGGGCAUCAGCUUCUUCCUCGGCAUCGCCGACAUCGCUGUCGGUCAGCACAGCCACGAGGGCCUGAGGGAAAGCUACAAGGUCGGUUUCUGGGUCGCCGUCGGCCUCUCCGGCGCGCAACUCGCCGAGGAGCUGCGGCAGCAGGAACUGGCUUCGCAGGCGCGAGGUACCGCGGAGCACGAGCCGCAGACACCAAACCUCAUCAACGCCGACCCUCUCUUCAACAACGUCGAAGAAACCAAUCGCCACAACCCGACUCAUCCAAUCACUACUAUUCACUACGCCCUGGGAUAA
Parascedosporium putredinis is the source of this 807-nucleotide messenger RNA. Lineage: Eukaryota; Fungi; Ascomycota; Sordariomycetes; Microascales; Microascaceae. The record is from the annotation of a GenBank genome assembly.